Microthlaspi erraticum is the source of this 357-nucleotide messenger RNA. NCBI's taxonomy places the organism in Eukaryota, Viridiplantae, Streptophyta, Magnoliopsida, Brassicales, Brassicaceae. The record is from the annotation of a GenBank genome assembly.
AUGGCUGAUGUACAGCUGAAGCAAAAAGGUUACGCCUGGGCAGUUGCUGCCGGGCUCAAUGCAGCUCUUGCUGCCAUCUCCGCUAAAUUCUUCUCAUCUCUGGUGAUGAAGUAUGGAUUAGUUGUAUUAUGCAAUGUGGUUAUGUGGGCAUGCUAUGUAAACAGCUUAAGAGCUCUCUCAUCGUUACAAGCUACGGUCACAAACUUUGCUGCUAAUUUUCUCUCUUCCGGUUUAGCUGGUCUCUUUUUUUUUCAGGAAUCUUUACCAUUUCAAUGGUUUGCGGGAGCUUUAUCGAUAACCAUUGGAGUUGUAAUCCUGAGUAAGUCAAGUGUUGAAAAGAAAGUUAGCUCCGAUUAA